CCGUGUGUUGUAGUCGGUGUGUGUGUUUAUCUCGCAUCACGUUUAUUGUGUGAACCGUUCGCGGGCGGCGCUCGCGCUCUGACGCAGUUAUUACCGUGUGUUUGUGUGUGCGUACGUGUGUGUCGGUUCGCGUGACACAAUUCGCGUGCACUAAGACCCCAUUAGCCGACGCCGUGAGUUUCCGUCGGCCGCAGGCAUCAGUGGCGAACGGGGCAUCGGCGUGCGCGCGUUUACUUUUCGUCGACGGUUUUGAAUCCGAUAAGAGAUAGACUCUUCUUCUCUGCCUCGUAUAUUUUCUUUCGAUUUCAAUAUAUUUUUACCUUUCGACCGGACGACAUCCGUCGUCAUCGCGAACAACCGUGGUGUUAUGAAAUCGGGCGGACGCGUGUCCGGCGAUACGUUUUUAGUAGUGUGAGACCAACGUCGGACCCGACACUCGUGUCGACCACUACGCGCCGAGGACUGACACCCAUCAACCACCACCACACCCCGCACACUGUUAGCUUGUCGCAUAGGUGUUGUCGUUCGGUUGUGCGACGAUGAUGGACGACGACGACGACUACAGCAAGACGUGCGGUCCCGUGCUGGACCGCCGGAACCCGGUGAAUCUGGAUGAGCUGUUCGUACCGCUCGGCACCAAGUCCAAAGAAUGCGACAACUUGCUGGCCGUGGCCGAGGAGGAUUCCGGGGCUGAAGAUGACGUGGCCGCCGUGGAUACGGUCGCCACCAAGACCACAAGCUUGGUAAACGACAUAAACACGAGAUUUUCCAACGAUUGCACGCAAACCGUCGGACCGUACUUGGAUAUGGCUGAUCCGUCGCGCAAGGUCAGCGUCCGCGACCUGUUUAAACCAUUGGACUGCAAGUCCAAAGAGGUACAGAACUUGGCCGAAGAACGAUCAUCGGACGACGAUGAAGACGACCACCACAAAACCGAGGGUGCAGGUGACUACCAGACGACCGGAGCAGAGCACGACCAACAACAAACCCAGACCUGCGGGCCCGUCCUCAUCGACAGUGGCAGCUAUGGUAACUCGCCGGUUAAACAGCAAUUGGAGCGGAUUUUCGAUCAAAAUCCGGAAGAGGGUAACGACGAUCGUGAAAAGGAACAACCGCCACAACAACAACAACCACAGCCAAAGCAGGAUGAGCAGCCGCCGCGUCCACAACCGGACGGUGCCGACGAAAACGCUCAGCCGUUGGCCGGUAUCGACGACGAAGACGACAACGACGAAGACGGCGGCUUACAGCGGCCACCCGCUAACCCCGAUCACGGUAUAUUGACCACCAAGGACGGUACGCCGCUGAUCCGGUUACGUAGUAAAAAGUCCAUAAUGGAAUCGAGAUUCAAGCUCACGAUGCGCACGUGGGACGACGUCUGGAAGUCCACGGCAUGGGCCAAGUUCGCGCCUGACAAGCUGAAACACACGUUGCAAAGGUCGGCCCGGAACCAAGGAGAGCUUAAAGCCGGCGACUCGACGUCGAAGAAGCAGACGGCUACGGCGGCGGCAAUGGCUGCGGCCGGGACGACCGCGACCGCGGUGCCGGUCAAGAAGAGUCGGUUCAGGGUGCAGCACGUCCAGAUCGACGACCAGCCGUCGGUGAUCGUGGCCGCGGCCAAGCGGUCCCCGAAACCGCCGCUGUCGUCGUCCAGCGGCAGCAGCGACACGGACAGCGAUCGGCUGCCGGCCGGUCUACCGAUGAUCGAAAGCAAUCUUAACGAGCUGACGAUGGUCGAGUCACAGCUGAAGAAGCUGGAGCGGGAGCACGAGGCCAAGCACCAGCUGCUGACGCCCAAGAACGACGGCGCGGCCGAAAAGUCGUCGUCGACCGCCGACGACGGGGGCCACAAACAGCCACACCAGCAGCAGCGGGCCGUCGGUAGCGGCGGCGGCGGCGGUGACGGGAAAAAAGACAAGUCGGCCGCCACUAAGGUGGGCUCCAGGGCCGCGGAAACGCACUCCAAACGGUUGGGCUGGCUGAAGGCGUUCCGGCGCAAGUCGUCGGCCGACACGAGUUCGGACACAACAUCCGCCGGCGGCACAAACCCGCCGGCGGCCCAACACGCUGCCAAGCCCGUCAAACACAAGCAGCAGACGGCCGCGACCAAAUCGUCUGCCGCCGGUAGACAAUCGUCGUCGCCCAGACAACAACAGAAACAACGCGCGUCGUCGACAGCCGGCGCCGCCAGACCGAGACAACAACAACGUGCGACACCGGGCAGUGAUGCAGCCACAAAUAGCAGUUCUACAGGAGGAGGAGGAGGAGGAGUUGGAGGCGGUGGUGGAGGAGUAGGUGGAGGCAGUGGUGCCUCCACAGUGACAAGUACACGCGGAUCGUCUCGCAGCCGUUCAUCGGAAGAGCCGCACAUUGGCAAAUACAAACUGCUCAAAACCAUCGGAAAAGGAAAUUUCGCCAAAGUCAAACUAGCCAAACAUGUACCUACCGGAAAGGAGGUCGCGAUUAAAAUCAUUGAUAAAACUCAAUUAUUACCCGGAAGUUUGCAAAAACUUUUUAGAGAAGUUAGAAUAAUGAAAAUGUUGGACCAUCCGAAUAUAGUUAAAUUAUUACAAGUUAUAGAAACUGAAAAAACACUAUAUUUAGUUAUGGAAUAUGCUAGUGGAGGUGAAGUAUUUGACUACUUGGUAUUACACGGACGCAUGAGAGAAAAAGAAGCAAGAGCCAAAUUUAGACAAAUUGUUUCAGCAGUCCAAUACUGCCAUCAAAAAAGAAUCAUACACAGAGAUUUAAAGGCUGAAAACUUAUUACUGGAUAGUGAAAUGAACAUAAAAAUAGCAGAUUUUGGAUUUAGUAACGAGUUUACACCUGGUGGUAAACUUUAUACAUUUUGUGGUAGUCCUCCAUAUGCCGCACCUGAACUAUUCCAAGGAAAGCGUUACGAUGGACCAGAAGUUGAUGUUUGGUCAUUAGGAGUUAUUCUGUAUACUUUGGUUAGCGGUUCUCUGCCUUUUGACGGUUCUACCCUGAGAGAGCUAAGGGAAAGAGUAUUGCGUGGCAAAUAUAGAAUACCGUUUUAUAUGUCAACAGAUUGUGAAAAUUUAUUGAAAAAGUUUCUUGUUUUAAAUCCACUUAAAAGAGCAUCAUUAGAGGUUAUCAUGAAAGACAAAUGGAUGAACUUAGGUUGCGAAGAAGAUGAACUAAAACCUUAUGUAGAACCAGAACAAGAUUUCAAAGAACCAAAACGAAUAGUCUGUCGAGUUACAGAAAUAUUAGUUGGAAUGGGUUACAGCCGUGGAGAAAUAGAAGAGAGUUUAUCUCAAGCUAAAUAUGAUGAUAUAUUUGCUACUUAUCUUUUACUAGGAAGAAAAUCUAACGAUCCUGAAAGUGAUGGUUCUCGAUCUGGUAGUUCAUUAUCAUUAAGAGGAAUCACUGGACCAAAUCCUGGUGUAAAUAACACCAACAAUGUAGCGGCCGUGAACAAUACUAAUCAAUCGCCAUCACAUCGAGGUGUACAUAGGUCAAUAUCUGCAACCAAUUCCAAACCUAGCAGAAGGGCUUCAUCUGGUGGUGAAACUUCUGCUUUGACCACAAACCAUCCAAAUUCUAGCAAUGUUCCUGCUACCAAUAAUACAUCAAACAAUCAACAAACAACCCAUAACUCUACAAAUAAAACAAGUACCCCCAAUUCAACCAAUCACAAUCACAAUGUGGCCAUUCCAAGUACUAAUUUCAAGCGUCAAAAUACUAUUGACGCUGCCAGCAUCAAAGAGAAUACAGCUCGGCUAAACUCUAGACCUGAAAAUAUGAUAGGACCAAAACAACGAUCAAUGGCUCCAGGAGGGUCAGUGGGUAGAAGAAGUACAAUCAGUUAUGAUGCUAAAGCAGCCGUAUCAACUCCUCCUGUAAUGGAUCCAGCAAGUGCGUUGGCUGUACCUAAUUCUGGUUCUGGAUGUGGAGAUACACGAUCCAAAGGUCACGUCAAAUCUGCCUCUGUGUCUAGUGCCACAGAACACGCCACAGAACCUCCUGCCCACCCGAGGGGUGUUACUGUAUCACCUGCAUCACCAGCAGUCAAUAGCCGACAGCCAUUCCCGAGGAAUGUGCCUAGUCGCCAGACCUUCCAUUCUGGUCAAAAUAGACAUAGAGGUUAUACUGGCGUUGGACCUACUAACAACACUGGCAGUCCACAUGAUCCAUCUGUGCAAAGGCCAUCAUUCUUUUCAAAAAUAUCAUCCAAGUUUGUUAAACGGCCAAUGGAUCAAAAUCUGCCCAAAAAUAAUAUUGUUAGUAAUACAGUGAAUGACGAUCAAAUGAAACCCAGAUCGUUGAGAUUCACAUGGAGUAUGAAAACGACGUCUACAAGAGACCCAAACGAGAUUAUGGCUGAAAUAAGAGAGGUGCUGGACGCCAACAAUUGCGAUUACGAACAGCGCGAGCGCUUCCUGUUGCUGUGCGUGCACGGUGACCCGAACACUGACUCGCUGGUCCAAUGGGAGAUCGAGGUGUGCAAGCUGCCCAGACUGUCGCUGAACGGCGUACGGUUUAAACGCAUAUCGGGCACGUCCAUCGGGUUCAAGAACAUUGCGUCAAAAAUAGCCAACGAUCUAAAGCUCUGACUACACACCGAAAACCUGCCGUCUACCGACGAAUAGGUUUUUUGGUUUCCGUACGAAAAAAAAAUUACACACACCCACACAUCAACCCGCACACACACAAAUACACAUGCGCUCGCGUGCGUGCGUACAAUAUAUGCACACACGGAACAGACGGAACGGGAGCAGCGCGUAUAACCAUCGAAUAACGAUAAUAUUAUGAUAUUGUAUUAAUAUUAUUACUAUUAUUAUUAUUAUUAGGUCUAAAAUAUUAUAUAAUAUAUGAUUAUAAUAUUUUGUCUAUAACCGACAACGAACACGCGUCGCCUUUUGCGACCAGCUAGGACUCAGUCGUUGCGUCAUACGAAUACGUACAUAUUACAAAUUAUACACACAAAUCUUAUACCCGUAUAAAUAUUUAAAUAAUAAAACAACUUAGAAAAAACGGCGGUAGGAUAUUCUGCUCGCCACCAAACAUUGUCCGAGACAGACGCAGCGUGUGUUCCGGCAAAUCGUUUUUGUAAAAAUAAAAGUGUUUUUUCAAUGAUUUUGUUUUCGUUUUCGUUAUAUGAUUUUUACUUUUUUUUUUUUAAUUUUGAUUUGAUUUAAUUUUUUUAAACUUAAUUUCGUUUUGAUUCAUUUUCAUUUUCGAUAAUCUAAAUAUGCCUUUGAUUUUUACUAUAUGAAUUAAUUUAAAUAAAAUAAAUAUCGUUAGAAAUGACUGCCCCCACCCCCUCCCCCCUAGUCCAUACUAAUACACAUACAUACUUAUAAUUUAAUGUAAACGACCAGAAUUUUAUCAUUUUUACUGAUUUUUAAAUUAUUCUCUACUUUUACUUACAUAUAGCAGCUUAAACUUAUGCCAUUUAUACUAAAUAUUUCUUUGUGUACUUACUUCCAAUAGAUAAUUGAAUUAUACAAAUCAUUAAUUACUAGCUGUUUAUUUUUACCGGUUAGCAAACAUUUGCUUUACUAAACUCUACCAAACAUUUUGCUCUUCAGGGGUGUCUUGGGUAUUUUGAAUAUAUAUUCGUCCGCAUGCCCAUUAGUUUUAAUACUAUUUAUUUGUUUAUUAUUAAUUUUUUUUUCAUGUAUAAAUUUAAGAUUUAUUAUUAUUAAAUAAUGCUCGUGAAUAAAAUUUGAGUUAAUGCGUUGUAGAAUUUUAUUUAAGUACGUAAAAAUAAAAGGGGGGAUUAUAAUUUACAUACCACUUUUACAAUAUUAUAAUAUAAUUUUCGACAUCAAAAGUAAUAUUGUAAUCAGUAGCUCGAAAACCAUAAAUAACGAUUAUAGCCGCAACCAAUAAAUAUUAUUACUAUUUUUAUAUUCAUAUUAAUAUGUAUGUAUGUUUGUUCUAAAAUGCCCGAUAUUAUAUGUGAUAUAGCAAUAUUUGUGGCAAUCCCCCCUCCCUCUGACUGAUGAUCUAUCAUUUUAAAGCAGAAGUGUUGAAAUAUUUACAAUGAUAAUAUUAUAUUAAUACAUUGUAGAUCAUUAUAUCUUAUGAGAAUUGACUCUCACGUGUAAUAUAUUAUAUAUGUAUAUGUUAAAUAUAAAUAUAACAAAGAGAUAUCGUAUGAACGAAGAUCUUUUUUAUUAAUGCAUUUCUUUAUAAUACUCAUAUAUAUAUUACGUAAUUGGUCUCGCUAAUUAAAAAAUUGUUGUUACUAAUCACUACAACUAGUUCUGAUGAUAUAGAUCAGCGGAGUGCUUUGUGUAAUAUUUUCAUAAAAUUAUAUGUAUAAUGUAUUGGCCCACCUAUCUUGUAAAACUUGGCGUUUUUAACGUUUUCCGUGCAAGCAUAAAUGUUGGCUAUGUAGGUCAACAAAAAAAUUAUUUAUUAGCAGUUAAAUAAAUUGUUUCAUAUAUAUGUAUUUACUAAAUGUUUUGAUACAAAUUGUGUUUUAUGAAAUCAACAGCUCUGUAUGUAAUUUGUAUUUUUGCUAUUGUGUCGAGUCUAACAAAAUCAGUUUCAACAUUUGUUCAUUUUCAUAUUCCACACACAAAUUACUAUUGCAUUUUACAUAAUUAUUAUUUUCUAAAUUAUGUAUACAUAAUACCUAUAUAUAUAUUAUUAUUAUUAUUGUUAUUAUGUAAAAUCAAUAAUUUAAUUAUUCAGAGUAAAUUUUUGUAAUGUCAUAAUUAUUGUUUACUACAGGAAACAUAAUGUUACUGUUUAAUUAUGUAAUGGCAUUAAGCAAUUUGGUGUUGAAUAGCACAAAUCUGGUAAUCUGAUACCUAUUUAAAUUGAUAAUUUGUACUAUUUCCUGCUUGUAUAACAAAAUAUGGUUUUCAUGGGAUGUAUAACAAAGAUGAUGUGAUAUGUGAAAUACUAUUAAAUUAAAUACUAAAUAUUUUUUUUUUAACAAUAUUAAUUAAUAACAAUUUUUAGUACAAUAAUAAUAAAAGGUUAUCAGACUUCACCAGUGACAUUGCUUUAGCAUUACACAAAAACAAAAAAUGAAUUAAGUAUGUCGAUAGAUUAAUAUUAAUAUAUAUAUAAAUGUGUAUUUUUUUUUUUUACUGUAGUCAUGUAGACAAUAUUUGUUAAUUUCCUGAAAAAGUUAUACCCAUGCUGUGCAGUAUGAACUUGUAAAUUUUUCUUUAAGGUGCGUUUGUUAAAAGCAAUUAUAUAAGUUCAUUAUUUUAUGAUGUAAUAAUAUUUCUUUAAAUAAAUUUCACAUGAAUCAAAUUUUUCAUUUUUAAGAUUUUUAACAAACGUGACCUUAAAAAUAGUGUAAUAAUAGUGUAUGUUA
Molecule: messenger RNA, 7306 nt
Organism: Rhopalosiphum maidis (corn leaf aphid)
Lineage: Eukaryota; Metazoa; Arthropoda; Insecta; Hemiptera; Aphididae
Product: serine/threonine-protein kinase MARK2-like
Exons: 19
Coding region: 540-4577 (1345 amino acids)
Biological process (GO): microtubule cytoskeleton organization; protein phosphorylation; intracellular signal transduction
Cellular component (GO): cytoplasm
Molecular function (GO): ATP binding; tau-protein kinase activity; protein serine/threonine kinase activity
Source: RefSeq, a predicted model, not a curated record